This is a messenger RNA of Strongylocentrotus purpuratus (purple sea urchin), 2464 nucleotides long. RefSeq names its product peptidyl-prolyl cis-trans isomerase D (gene ppid). Bases 57 to 1172 code for a protein of 371 amino acids. The record is from RefSeq and is a predicted model, not a curated record. Gene Ontology annotation, molecular function: peptidyl-prolyl cis-trans isomerase activity; protein binding. Lineage: Eukaryota; Metazoa; Echinodermata; Echinoidea; Camarodonta; Strongylocentrotidae. The transcript is spliced from 9 exons. Gene Ontology annotation, biological process: protein folding; protein peptidyl-prolyl isomerization. Gene Ontology annotation, cellular component: intracellular membrane-bounded organelle.
UUCAUCCUUCUUUCUUUGAACUUGACUUCUCGUAGGCUAAUCUGAUAUCCAGAAUCAUGGCAGUAGACGAAACAUCACCAGCUAAUCCGAAAACAUAUUUUGACAUUAGCAUCAAAGGAGAGCCAGCUGGCAGAAUCUUGUUCGAGUUGUACGCCAAGGAUGUCCCAAAGACGGCCGAAAACUUCAGGGCACUAUGUACCGGAGAGAAAGGAAUGGGAACGAUGGGAAAGCCUCUCCACUACAAAGGCUGCAUUUUCCACCGUGUGAUCAAGAACUUCAUGAUCCAAGGUGGUGACUUCACCAACUCGGACGGUACAGGAGGAGAAAGCAUCUAUGGAGAAAAAUUUGCAGAUGAAAAUUUCAUUCACAAACACACCAAACCAGGACUUCUGAGCAUGGCGAACUCUGGCAAAGACACCAACGGCUCUCAAUUCUUCAUAACCACCACGGAGACGCCACACCUGGACAACAAACAUGUGGUCUUUGGUCGAAUCCUCAAGGGGAUCGGACUGCUCAGGGCGAUCGAGGACCUCACCACAUUAGAGAAUGAUAUACCCAUCAGGAGGGUUGAGAUAACUGACUGUGGUGAACUCAUGCCUGGUGAUGAUGAUGGUAUGGCCAUUAGGGAUGAUGGUACCGGAGAUGCCUUCACUGACUAUCCUGAAGAUGCAGACUUUGAUAUCACAGAUUAUGUGAAGGUCUUGGAGGUCGCCAUGAAGCUUAAAGACAUCGGAAAUGGCAAAUACAAGGCCAAAGACUAUGGGUUUGCCAUCAGUAAAUACGAGAAAGCUAUCCGGUACCUUGACUCUCUAGAUCUUGAAGGCAAGCUGAAGGAUGUCCCAGAGGAGAAGACCAAGGUUCUUAAUAGCUAUCUCCCGCUGAGGCUAAACAUGGCCGCCUGCAAGCUGGAACUGGACCUUAACCACGAUGCUAUUGAGCAGUGUGAUAAGGCUCUAUCCAUCGAUGGAGACAACGCCAAGGGCUGGUUUAGGAGAGGAAAAGCUCAAAUGAACAUGAAGAAUUACGAAGGAGCUGCAGAGGACUUCCAAACAGCACUAUCAAAAGAGCCAGAAAAUAAAGCUGCAAAGACUGAGCUGAAGAAGGCAAAGGCUGUCAUCCAGGAGAGGAAAAAGAAGGAAAAGGAAGGUUAUGCCAAGAUGUUUUCAAGCUGAUGGUACUACAUGCCAAAAAAGAGUUUUACAUGUUGGUUUAUGUUUAUGAAUAUAUGUUCGGAUGCAGGUACAGUCCAACCUGCCUUAGUGACCACCUGUCUACAAAGACCACAUUUUGUGUUUCCCUUGAAACAUGUAAUAUAGGAACCUGUCUACAAAGACCACUUUUUGUGUUUUCCUUGGGCGGUCACUUUAGACAGGUUUGACUGUAUGACGAACAGUAGUACUGUUUAAGCCAUUAUUUUCUUGAUGGUUUUUGUAUUUGCGAAAUUGUGAAUUUUUGGGGGACAUAAGUUUAACAGCACGUGCACAAAAAGCUGACGAUAGAUGUGCGAACAUGUAUCCUAAGUACAAAUCCUGCCUGUUUUAAUUAUCACUCAGAUGACAACUCACAACAAAUAUUUGUACCUCAGUCAUAUCCAUGAUAAUAUCUCUCUGUGAAAUAAUGGCUUAUACAGUAUUUCAUCUAAAUUAGUGAUACUGUUGUUGUUCUUUUUGGCUGUCUUUCCUGUUCACGACUCGAUGAUUCAGAAUGAUAACGCAGUUGGUAUGUUUGCAAGUGAAGGAACGAUAAUGUUACCCAGACAUCAGUUUAUUUUGUGGAUGGAUUUAGAGAUUAGAGGGUGUUUGAUACAAAUUAGAGAAAGAAAUUAAUUUUUAUUCUAAUUGAGAGAUUUGAGGGUGUCUGAUACAAAUUAGAGAAAGGAAUGAAUCCUUGAUUUGGAAUGUAAAUCCAACUGCCACAGAGAUACUGUACUUCAUACAGGGCAGUUUUAGACUAGAUUGAGCCUAACAGGUGCAAGGCAUCUCAAUCUGUAAAAGCCGGUAUCUAAUUAUCCCACAUGCAAAUCUUUACCUAUGAAAUGAUAUAUUGUCUAGAGUUGGUAAAUCGGUGUUGUGGCAGUAGUGAUUCAAAACAUUUAAAUUACAGAUAUGUACACUGAAUGUGAUUUACAUAUUUGCUUAAUAUUAUCCCAGAUUUGAUGUAGGAAUGUUAUGUUUUAGGGUUAGAGGGGUUGUCUAGCAGGAAAUGGAGAUGGUGCACAAAAAGUUAUGCAGCUUCAAUACGUAUUGACUGUGAUGAUAUCUAUCAUGGACAUGAAAAGUCGGCACUGUGAAGUUGACGCACUUUUUGUUUUCGUGAUGAAAAUGGGAUCAAUUUGUUUCCUAUUAAUUACGUAUCAUGGUUUGAUUUUCACAAGCUAGUAUGGGGGUUCAUUAUUAGCCUGUUGAAUAAAAGUGUGAUAUGGUUAUACAAUGAACAUGUAUUUUUAAAUGUAUUUUCUAUGAAA